Messenger RNA from Trematosphaeria pertusa, 2453 nucleotides. RefSeq names its product pali-domain-containing protein. Lineage: Eukaryota; Fungi; Ascomycota; Dothideomycetes; Pleosporales; Trematosphaeriaceae. The record is from RefSeq and is a predicted model, not a curated record. The coding region runs from base 98 to 2236 and encodes 712 amino acids. Gene Ontology annotation, cellular component: cell division site; plasma membrane; growing cell tip. The transcript has 3 exons.
UCCACGCCCGCACACCCUCAACACCGCCCAGAGUCCUGGAGGCCGGUCUGGCGAGGCCGCAUCUUUGCUCGGGCUCGCUCUAUUCUUCGCUGCCACCAUGCUGCGGCCGGCCACGCCCCUAUCUAUUCUAUUCUUCGUCGCCUUCGUACUGCUGCUCCUCUCCACGCUCUCGACGCCCAUCAUCAAGGCCAUCCCGCUCGCUACCUUCCGCGGCGUGAACUUUGGCGUCUUUGGGUACUGCGAGAAUGGCAGCUGCGACGGGCCCAUGAUCGGCUACGACACCGAUGGCCUCUUUGCCAAUGCCCCCGACGACGAGUUCUCCCUGCCCUCGGCGACCCGACAUUCGCUCUCCUCCAUCCUUAUCGUGCAUCCGGUGGCCGCCCUGAUGACGCUGAUAUGCUUCUCGCUCGCUGUCGCCGCACACUUCCACUCUCCGGCCCACUCGCCGCGCUACCUCCUCGCGCUCCUCAUCCUCACAUUCCCGACGCUCCUCGUGUCGCUACUCGCCUUCCUCGUCGACAUUCUGCUGUUCGUUCCGCACAUGGCAUGGGGAGGAUGGAUUGUUUUGGCAGCCACCAUUAUCAUUGUCGCGAGUGGAGUGGUAACGUGCGCUAUGAGGCGGACUCUGGUCAGUCGCAAAGCGAGGAAGAAGAGGAUAGCAGAGAACGCAGAUAUGAACGGCGAGAAUUACUACACGAACCGUAACGCUGUUGCCGCGGUGGCUGAGACCUUACCAAAGGCUGAAUCACCGCCUCCGAUGUCUAGCGACACGAUGAUGUCCGGAGGAGACAAGAUGCCUCGGUUCGCAACCUUCGAGCUCCAACAGCAGAACGCGCAGGAUGACACAAUACCACUUAACGCCCGGAAUCCUUCGCUUAAGACGAACAGCAGCGGGGGGAGGGAUGGCUCAGACAGGUCAAACCCAUCACGAGGUCCCUCAGGCCGCGGACGCCAGCCGGUUGACCAGUACGGAAACCCGAUCCCGCCGAUGCCAAACGACCCGUAUAUGAUGCAGAACCCAGCGCGCAUGGGCCCACCGCCGAAUAGAGGAGGACCGUACGCGCGUGGACGAGGUUACCCACCAAGAGGUGGCUACGGUCCUCCAAGAGGCGGAUACGGCCCACCACGAGGAGGUAUGCGAGGCCCGCCACCACCAGGAUGGAAUGGGAACGGAAGAGGGAUGCGCGCUGGACCUGGACCUGGACCUGGCCCAGGUCUUAUGCCAGGACCCGGGCCCAUGGGUCGAGGUGCCCCACCACCUGGAUACAACAAUGAUUACUACGUGCAAGGUGUGCCGCCGCGCCGUGAAGUCUCACCGUAUGCCCCUCGAGGCACGUCGCCGCCUGCUCCAUUGCAGCCUCCAAUGCCGAUCGGGCAAGCCAUUGAGAUGGAUUCGCGGACCGGUACUCCUCCGGUGAACGGUCAGAAUUAUGGUCUGAGAGAGAGUGACGGGGAUGUUCAAGGAAUGCUCGCUCUGCAGCAGGGUGGUUUCCCAGCUCAAGCUCCACAACGCCGACCCUCAGGGCCCAUGAGCCCGUCGAGUGCAUAUUCGCAGCACGAGGAGCAGCAAUAUCUUCCAGCGCGAGCAAACUGGAACCAGAACCCAAAUAACCCGUCAGACCAGACGCUGCCGACCACUAGCAGCAGCAACAGCCGUGGCCUCUCACCGAUCCAAGACUCUCCCGUCGAAUUGCCUGCGCAACUAUCGACGGUCGGCAUGCCCAACAAUGACAGGAGUUCGGACUACUACGAGGACGUGGACCCUAGGUUCGCCGAGCCUGUGAACAACCCACCUAUGCCAGCUUCGUUAAUGCCGGGCGGCCCCAAUCCUAAUCUCAACGUUUCCAAUCCCUCCCUCAACACGAGCGACCCAAACCUAUUACGAACCUCUUCGUACGAAGACAUGGCUGAUGGGUCUCGAUCGCCGGCAGCAUCAGAAGCGUCUCACUUUACGUCCGUGUCACAACGCGGCGUAAAUCCCAACUGGCGACCGCCGCCCGGCCCUCUUGUGCCAGGACCGUAUGGCCCGUACGGGCCACGGCGUCCGAUGAGACCAGAAGACGUGAUUCUAGAGGCUAACGCUGCGAACCCCGACUUCGCCAUACCGGGAGCUGAACUUGGGCGGGGACGAGGAAGAGGCCGAGGUGGUGGUGGCCGUGGCGCACCACCCGCCACUGCAAUGGACAACAUGGGCUUGGGGAAUCAAGGCCGAUACCCCGGCGCUAGUGCCAUAUAGUGUUGGACCUAGCGCGACAUACCGAUGCCCAUGGGAUCUAUCAUCUAUUUUGAACCAGCUGAGGACUGGUUUCUCCGUUUCGACGCUGCGGUCUGGUCAUCGCUCGUAGCGACUGUCUUUACCCUACCCACGCUUCCCUUCACAACUUCUCUGUUCUCAGCUGGCGCUGUUGUUCCGAUAUCCGAUAUCCGGUAAUCGAAUAUCAUUCGACAUGUCG